Messenger RNA from Aureobasidium melanogenum CBS 110374, 261 nucleotides. RefSeq lists its product as uncharacterized. Gene Ontology annotation, molecular function: proton transmembrane transporter activity. Gene Ontology annotation, biological process: proton motive force-driven ATP synthesis. The transcript is spliced from 3 exons. The record is from RefSeq and is a predicted model, not a curated record. The coding region runs from base 1 to 261 and encodes 86 amino acids. Lineage: Eukaryota; Fungi; Ascomycota; Dothideomycetes; Dothideales; Saccotheciaceae.
AUGUCUUCGUCCGGUGUCAACGUCCUCCGCUGGUCGGCCCUUGGUCUCGGUGUCGUAUACGGUAUCUACCACCAAUCAGCCAUUACUGCUGCCGACAAGCUCCGUGAGAACGCAAAGGAGUACGAGCGCAAGCAGGCUCUCAUCAACCAGGCCCGUUCAGAGUACCAGAAGAAGAAUGCUCCCGCAUCCAAGUCUGGUGUUGUUUCCGACCCCAGCGACCCCAAGUUCGAUCUGGAAUCUUGGCUCAAGUCGGUCCAAUAG